Molecule: messenger RNA, 2648 nt
Organism: Seriola aureovittata
Lineage: Eukaryota; Metazoa; Chordata; Actinopteri; Carangiformes; Carangidae
Product: ras-related protein ralB-B-like
Exons: 6
Coding region: 223-828 (201 amino acids)
Biological process (GO): Ras protein signal transduction
Cellular component (GO): plasma membrane
Molecular function (GO): GTP binding; GDP binding; GTPase activity
Source: RefSeq, a predicted model, not a curated record
CAGAGUGACUCCUCUGCUCGGACAUAGACGAUCUUCGGCUGAGUCCGGGUACAAGGUGGGGCAGAGUCUCCUGGUCAACUUGUGAAAGUUGUGUGUGCGUCGCUUUAUGGCAGAUUUCUCAGCGCUGGACAGGAGAACACGUCACCAGGUCUGCGUUACAGAGGUUUAGGAGUUUGUAGUCAGGCGGAGCUGUGAGCUGCUGGACUGACGUAGACCAGAGUCAUGGCGUCCGGCAAGAACAAGAACCAGACCUCCCUGGUUCUCCAUAAGGUGAUCAUGGUGGGCAGCGGCGGCGUGGGGAAGUCCGCCCUCACCCUGCAGUUCAUGUACGACGAGUUCGUGGAGGAUUACGAGCCCACCAAGGCCGACAGCUACAGGAAGAAGGUGGUCCUGGACGGCGAGGACGUCCAGAUCGACAUCCUGGACACGGCGGGUCAGGAGGACUACGCCGCCAUCAGAGACAACUACUUCCGCAGCGGCGAGGGCUUCCUGCUGGUGUUCUCCAUCACAGAGCACGAGUCCUUCACCGCCACGUCCGAGUUCAGGGAGCAGAUCCUGCGGGUGAAGGAGGAGGAGGCGAUCCCUCUGCUCCUGGUGGGGAACAAGUCGGACCUGGAGGAGCGGCGGCAGGUUUCUGCAGACGAGGCCACGGCGAAGGCGGGCGAGUGGGGGGUUCAGUACGUGGAGACCUCGGCGAAGACGAGAGCCAACGUGGACAAGGUGUUCUUCGACCUCAUGCGGGAGGUUCGUAAGAAGAAAAUGUCCGAGAGCAAAGACAAAAACGGACCGAGCGGCAAGAAGAAGAAGAAGCGCUGCUGCAUACUUUAACCUGCAGGUGAUGACGUGCCAAAACCAGGAAGAAAAACCACAACAACAACAACAACAAGAAAAGGACUGAAGCGACUGAACGGAGCAGGCAGCAGCUUCACACCAUUAAUCUCCCUGAGAGCUGCAGUUACUUUAAAAACCUCCAGUUAAUACUCUGACUCCUCGCCUGCUCCUUUCUCUGGGCAUUUAUUUUUACUCCCCUGAAAAGUAUUUUUCUCCAAAUGUAUAAACUCCACAUUUAAGACCCGACGUGUUUGAGCUCAUGUUUCACCAGAGGAGUCUCACUUCCACAGCUGCUGCAUGUGAGUGUUAGUGUCUGGUGACCUCGGUACUUCCCUCAUUCUGCUUCCUCUUUAUCUACAGAUUCUGCAGAUUCAAACUACUACAUGUGGCCAAAAGUAUGUGGACACGUGCGACAGCUGUUCAGUGAGGUCCGGCGCUGAUGUCGGUUGAUCAGGUCUGGCUCACGGUCCAGUUCAGAGCUGUUGGAUGGGGUUGAGGUCAGAACUCAGGACUUUCCACACCAAACCGGGAUAACCACUUCUUUAUGGAGCUGGUUUUUAUGCACGGGGGCGUUGUCGUAUUAAAACAGGAAGUAGACAAACACAAAGGUCUGAAAUAUCAAAAACAUCCCUGCCUUUAAAACAAGAAAAUGAAACUCUCACAGUGACAGUCAUUUUAUUAUUUCUGGUAGAAGAACAGCAGCAUGUUGUAAAGUCAUUUAGCAGGAACAGAAGCUUGGACAUGUAUGACGGACCGGCUCAGUGUGACGCAGGUUUGCAGGAUCCAAACUGAGACGAUCUGAGUUUGUCCAAAUGUCCUGUGAAUCUGAAAAAGACAAAAGCAGAUGAAUGUGUUUGUAUCCACCUCACGUUAACAGUUGGUGGAGCUGUUCCUCCAGUCGGUGCCAUUAAAUCACUGCAGAAGAAGAGUUGUGUUUACCAAUUAACAGGCUUUAACACUGUCAUGCUGUGCUGACAGGUGAGACCCAACACCUGCGCCAUGUGACCUGCCUGAUAACCCGGAAGAUCGCUGUUAUCAUACAGCGUGUAACAACCCCAUACCAAAGCACUGAGAUGUGUCCACAUACUUACGGCCAAGUCUUCGACACGUUUCCUUUCUUCUUCUCACAGAGAAAUUUCCCGACAGCAGAAUCAAACAGAGUCUUUGUUUAAAGCUGAGUCUGUUUAAUGUGGAAAACAAAGGCCGACACGUUCGAGGAGUCACAACUUCAAAGGGAAACUUUCACAAUCUCAACACAAGUUUGUUUUUUUUUUUUUAACUAAAUUCUCCAAAAUCAGAAAUUUCCACUGUGAGAUUUUGUGCCUUAAACGGUCUUUGUGGUCUCUGUCGUCUCCAUGAAGCUGUUGAAAAACCUUCAGGAAUCUCAGCAGCAGCUUCGUCCUUUAAACUGUUGAUCAGAAGCCAAAACGUUGAAUCAAUAAUCUGUGCAGUCGUCAGUUUGUUCGUGUGUUUCCUGACUUUCUCCCUUUACCUCCCUUCUUGUUUAGUUUUUUCACACAUUCCUGAUAUGUAAUGACACUUCAGACACUCCAUUUGUAUGAAAGCUUUAUUCUCCACCUCCCUUACGAACACAACUAUAAUUUAUAAUCACGUUUCAAAGGGAUCGACUAUUUAAAUCACUCGCAUCAUUAUCCUCAAGGUAUUUCUGAGGUCUGUGGGUUGAAGGGACUCGUUCUGUUGCACUUUUCCAGCUGAAAUCGGUUUGUGUGUGUGUGUGUGUGUGUGUGUUUGUGUUGUUGUCGACUCACAGACAACCUCAUAUCCAUUUGAUAAUAAAAGAAAAGACGGAUCGAUCA